This is a messenger RNA of Ananas comosus (pineapple), 1366 nucleotides long. Its product is annotated as ankyrin repeat domain-containing protein EMB506, chloroplastic. The record is from RefSeq and is a predicted model, not a curated record. Bases 54 to 1031 code for a protein of 325 amino acids. Gene Ontology annotation, biological process: protein targeting to chloroplast. Gene Ontology annotation, cellular component: chloroplast outer membrane. Lineage: Eukaryota; Viridiplantae; Streptophyta; Magnoliopsida; Poales; Bromeliaceae. The transcript is spliced from 7 exons. Gene Ontology annotation, molecular function: protein binding; chloroplast targeting sequence receptor activity.
AAUUCGGGAUAAAGAGUGGAGGUUUUAGAAUAUCGCUCUUUAGAACGAAGGAAAUGUACGCGGGAGCCUCCUUAGCACCUCGGCGCUCCCUCCUCCUCUCACCGCCAACCACCGCGUACGUAAUCGCCAUUUCUCUCCACCCUCCUCUCCCUUCUUUUUCUCGAUCCUCUCUUCGAUCUCCGUCCCCGAAGCUCCGUUUCCGAUCCCCGGCGCCGCGCUCCAUAAACCCUAGCUUCCGCCCCCGCUCCAAAUGGGAAUCUGCAGGGGUUUGGGAGGACCCGGACGAUGGCUACGGGAGCGAGUACGAGGAGAGGGGCGGGCUCGAAGAGGAGGACGACGAUGAUGUCGAGGAGGAAGAGGACGGAGGUGGAGAGGCGCGAGGAGCUAAACCCUCCCUUCUCGGUAUUGCUAAAAGCCCGAUUGCACAAUUCGACGAGGAACUUGUAAAAGAAGUUGAGCUGCUUUUAACACCGGAAGAAAAGGCUAUUUUAGAUCAGAACGAGGCCCCUAAUCUUAGCAAAAUAUCAACACUGAAGUGGCACCCACUUCACAGUUUUGCACUAGCAGGCCAGAUUCCUUUCAUGGAUAAACUGUUGGAAACUGGUACAUGUAUUGAUUCUUUCGACAAAGAUGGUUUCACUCCUCUUCAUAAGGCAGUGAUAGGUAAAAAAGAGGCUGUGAUUAGCCAUCUCUUGAGGAAAGGUGCAAAUCCUCACGUCAGGGAUAGAGAUGGUGCCACACCGUUGCAUUAUGCUGUUCAAGUUGGUGCCAUGCAAACUGUGAAGUUACUGAUCAAAUAUAAAGUUGAUGUUAAUGUUGCUGAUAAUGAAGGCUGGACACCAUUGCAUGUUGCCAUACAAAGUAGAUCAAGAGACAUAGCAAAGGUUUUGCUUGUAAAUGGUGCUGACAAGUCUAGAAGAAAUAAGGAUGGGAAAACACCUUUGGAUCUGAGUUUAUGUUAUGGAAAAGAUUUCAAGUCAUAUGAUCUAGCAAAGCUUUUAAAGCUUGUUCCAGCAAACAGGGAUCCGUGACAUUCCUCCUACACAUAUGCAUUCAGAGUUUGAGAGGAAAACUAGAAGGUUUUAUUUUGUCAAUUAUCGCGAUGGCUAAAAAGAGGCUCAAGUUACAAUUUUUAUUUUAUUUUUUCAAAAUCUAGUUUGGAGGGUUUGGGAAGAACAGAUUGCUUGAGAUUGCUUGAUAAUGCAUUCUCCGAGCUCAUUAAGAUUAAACGCAGUAUGUUUUAACUCAGUUGUACUUAAAAAAUUUUGGCAGGGAAGCUUCAUGGAGCCGUAAAUUUUUAGCUUUGUAAAACAUGUGUUUCCACUUGAAAUUAAUCUGAUUUGAGUAUGAUGUACCUUUAUCAUCA